This is a messenger RNA of Aspergillus homomorphus CBS 101889, 955 nucleotides long. RefSeq names its product SDR family oxidoreductase. The record is from RefSeq and is a predicted model, not a curated record. The coding region runs from base 56 to 955 and encodes 299 amino acids. The transcript has 3 exons. Lineage: Eukaryota; Fungi; Ascomycota; Eurotiomycetes; Eurotiales; Aspergillaceae.
CUAGACAUCUUCCCCUUCUGAACUUUAUCAUUCUAGAAUCAAUUGGCACACAAACAUGGAUCCCCGCAAACAAACCUGGUUCAUCACAGGCUGUUCCAGCGGAUUCGGCGAGCAAUUCGUGCGACAGCUACGGGCAUUAGGCGACAACGUCAUUGCAACCGGUCGCAACGCGGAGACCAAGCUUGCACACCUGAAGGACACGGGCGCCACGAUUCUCGAGCUCGACGUCACAGCCCCUCAAGCCGAACUGGACGCGAAAUUUCAGCAGGCGGUGGAUAUUUACGGCGGAGUCGACGUGCUGGUCAACAAUGCAGGAUACAUCCAGUGCGGCGCGAUAGAGGAAAUGACACCAGAAGACAUGGAACGAUGCUUCGCCACCAACUUCCACGGCCCUAUCAAUCUGACGCGCGCGGCGCUGCCGCACUUCCGCAGCAAGGGCGAGAAGGGCGAGGGACGGAUCAUCUACAUGGGCUCGCAGGCAGGGUUCUACGGCGAGCCAGCAGCGGCAGCGUACUGCGCGAGCAAGCAUGCGCUGGAAGGCGCCGUAGAAAGCCUGUCCAAAGAACUCGCGCUCUUCGCGCCAGGCAUCAAGCCGCUGAUCAUCGAAGCCGGCAUCCACAGUACAGAGGUAAUGGACAAGAUCAACCACGUGCCGAACCGGGUGGAGUUCUGGCGGCCGCUGAACGAGGCGGUGCGCGCGCGCGGCGCGGAGAACUACCGCAACGAGCCCGGAAACGCGGUCGAGCUUAUCGCCAAGGUGAUUCAGUUGGCCAAGGGAGUUGGCAUCGCAGAGGGGAAAGAAGUUCCGUUGCGUGUGCCGUUUGGUAGUGAAUGCCUCGAUAUUCUGCGGGAGAAGAUCCGGGCGCUAACGAUGAUGGUCGAGGAGUGGGAGGAGGUGGCGAGGAGUACGGAUUUUCCGGACAGGCAGGGGCCACCGCCCGCUUUGCCUUCUUGA